GCGCUGAGGACUAUAAAGGGGGUACGGCUGAGGGCCAGGGCACCCAUCGGCGCCCGUCACUCAGGACUCAGGAUGCCCGUCACCGGCCGCUGCCUCUCCCUGCUGCUCCUGUCCGCCUGUGUGGCUCUGCUGCUGCAGCCACCGCUGGGCGCCCGGGGGGCCCCGCUGGAGCCAGUGUACCCGGGGGACAAUGCCACACCAGAGCAGAUGGCCCAGUAUGCGGCUGAGCUCCGCAGAUACAUCAAUAUGCUGACCCGGCCCAGGUAUGGAAAAAGAGACCGAGAAGAAACACUGGACAUCUUGGAAUGGGGCUCCCCCCGUGCAGCUGCCCCCAGGGAGCGCAGCCUGAUGGACCAGUAAUGCCACUGCCUGCUUCCUCUGGCUCCAAGGGCAGUGCUGGCCCAGCUCUCCCCUCUGCGCCCUUGGCAAUGGCCAAAGCCUGCUCCCUGCUCCCCUGCCCCAGACUAAAUAAAGCAAAUCAAAGUCAUA
Molecule: messenger RNA, 489 nt
Organism: Suricata suricatta (meerkat)
Lineage: Eukaryota; Metazoa; Chordata; Mammalia; Carnivora; Herpestidae
Gene: PPY
Product: pancreatic polypeptide
Exons: 4
Coding region: 73-360 (95 amino acids)
Biological process (GO): neuropeptide signaling pathway; feeding behavior
Cellular component (GO): extracellular region
Molecular function (GO): neuropeptide hormone activity; neuropeptide Y receptor binding
Source: RefSeq, a predicted model, not a curated record